Molecule: messenger RNA, 2497 nt
Organism: Folsomia candida
Lineage: Eukaryota; Metazoa; Arthropoda; Collembola; Entomobryomorpha; Isotomidae
Exons: 9
Coding region: 97-1083 (328 amino acids)
Source: RefSeq, a predicted model, not a curated record
GCAGAUAUGACAAUGAUCAGCUCGGCGGACGCAAUAAGAGUCUGUUAACGUGUGCAUUAGUUUCAAUAGGAUUUUUUGCUAACUAUGUAGUGCUAAAUGUAUCUACAUGCACAUGUCAUUUCAUGGUUCAGUCAGUUUUGUCCAGCUAAAUGGAGAGGAGACAGUACUUUGUCAAAACACGUACAUAUUUAUCUGGACACUAAUUCUCAAAAAGUUGUUGAAAUGAGUGAAUUGUGUCUUUUGUUGAAAUCGCCGAGGCUUCAUCGCAAAACCUCGUCUCUUGAUAACCCCACGGACCGAAUCCAGGCAAAAACUUUCCAAACUUGCAGGAUGAGAAUGCGCGUCCUCAGUCUGCCACCGUGUCCGGAUUGGAGAAAGGUAAGGGUUGGGAAUUCUGAAAAAUUGGAUGAAAUCCCCAGCGAAUGGGAGAUGGAACAACUUGCUUUGGAUAAGCUUAAAUUGCGGAGACAACAAAGUCUUGCUCAACGACACCUCGAGCUAAUACGUCUCAGACAACAAGUCAUGGAUGAGAGCAUGGGCGAAUUGAGUGAUGCAACCAAUUUUGAUUUCAUGAGCCCACCCGAAAAUGGAGAUGCCCACCCUUCAAUAAUGUUUCAGAGAAGUGCCAAAAUUGAGCAUUCUCUCUCCAUGCAAACUCUGGUUGAAUUUGGACGCAUGGAGGCCGUGGUACCUCGCCCUCCAAGGGGGAAGACGCUGCAUUUAUCAAAUGAGACACUGAUGGAGAUGGAGAGGGCAAAGAAACUUGAAAUUGCUAGAAAGCAAUUGGAAGAAUUCAAAGCGAUCCGAGACGAGGCAAUCGCACGGCAGGAUUACAGAAGUGGAGAUGGUGGACUGGUUGGCAUGACGCAAACCCCUACUGACGACUUACUCGGAGGAAGUGAAAGUUUAUUCCGAGGAGUUUCUAAUCUCACCCUCGUCUCCCUCGAUGGAUCAGACAAUGGACAAUCAGUUCCUGACAUCGCUCAUCGUCUUCAAAAAUCAAGGGAGAAAGAGUUAAUCAACAUCAGAAGGCAAAACAUCAUUCUCGAGUACCGAUUGAAGCAAGUAGUUGCGGUGCAAUGAUAGAAACUCAAUUUUGCUGUUGACGAAUACUCCAUUUAUUUAGUAGAUUUCAUUUUGCCGAUUACGUAAAUUUGCAUUUUUCUUGUAUCUCAGUUUAAUUUAUUGUGCUUGAAAUGAAACAAUGUGAUUUACACACCUGAUCCACACCUACAUGUAGGUAUGUAUAGUUAUAAAACAGAACCCAGCACGAUUGACGCAACCAGAACAGAUUUAAGAUAUUUUUGGAAAUCCAUAUUUCUCAUCAUCCGAGAAAGAAGUAAUCUCAACAGUGAUCGAUUCAACGACAAGAUGAGACAAACACAACUCCGACAUGAGCGUUCAUAUUAUUGGAUUAUCAUCCCUACACUCGUCCUCCUCCUGUGCAUGUAAAACGAAUUUUUUUGCUGCAGGUGGGAGGGAUAUGUGUCAACAUUUGUUUGUGUCCCGUUAUCUUCGUUUCCGAUAUUAAGACAUAUUUUAUUCAUGACAAUAGACAAGACAUGAUAUAUAUUUUGCAAAAGUACCAUUUCCACCCGUAGUAUCAAUUUGUAUUUUGACCCGACACUUUCUCCACCACCUGACCUAUUAGCCUCGUAUGCUAUUCUUAUUUAUUUGGUGUUAGCAUAAAAGAAAAUCCAAAGAAUUUCAAUAAAAUUCUGUUCCAGUAACUAACAAGCGUUGGAAUGAAGAUAAUUUUGUGCGUCCUCAUAGUUUGGUACUUUCAUUCAAAUCAUGCACUAGACGCCAAAGGAGAUCUGUUGCAAAAUGGAGAUCCCGAGGCACCCUUUUUUGCUGGGCGUGGGCGGCGUGGAGGAGAACUCAACUCGUUCGAAGGACAAUUUGGGGAGAACAAAGACGGUGCACCCUCAGCAUCCGAUGCUCGACGCUACUUUGAUCCGGACUUGUUGGAAUCAAGAAUGAGAUUACCCUGGCCAUUACGGCUGCCGAUGGAUCAAAGUAUGUAUCCUGCAAGAAUGCAGAAAACGCCUCCAGUCCUGGACGUCCCCACCGCCUUCUACAUUUGGUACAACAUCCGCAAAAAGCAGGCAAAGUCCGACCUCGACUCCGCACCCUUCAUGGCAGCCCGGGGAUAAGAGAGCAUCUUAAUUUUCGAUAUUAGCAUUACAAAUCAGUGACGCAGAUUCACACAACUCAUCAAAAAUACUCUGGAUUAUGCAUUUAGAAAGCAAUAUUAUAUUCCUGUGUAGUCCCCAACGCUGCUUUAAGCCAUGUUAACAAUGUGGUUUAUGAAAUAUAUUUUUCCUUGAGAAUAGAUUACAAGAAAAAAUCAGAAUUGACCUAAAAUAACGUUCUUAACGAAAUCACGCUGGAGAGAUCGGCCAAGUGGAAGGUCAUUGAUUGUAUGUAUGUACAUGUAUAGAAAUUUGGAGAGAAAUGUAAGCUAAAUCUACAAUAAAAACCAUUCAGAAAAAUA